UGUAUUUAGAGCCUAACUGGACACACAACACCAGUUGAAUGUGUUAAAUUUGGUCAUGCAGAAGACAUGGUCUGUGCUGGCUCAGUCUCUGGUGCCUUGAAAAUAUGGGACUUGGAAGCGGCAAAAAUUCUCAGGACGUUAACAGGACACAAAUCAAAUGUAAAAUGUCUGGACUUCCAUCCUUAUGGUGACUUUAUUGCUUCUGGUUCAUUAGACACAAACAUAAAGUUGUGGGACAUUCGAAGAAAAGGUUGUAUCUAUACUUACAAGGGGCACAAUAAACCGAUCAAUAAUAUUAAGUUUAGUCCUGAUGGCAAAUGGAUUGCAUCUGCUGGAGAUGAUGGAACUGUUAAGCUCUGGGACCUGCCUGCAGGCAAGAUGUUGACAGAAUUCAGGGGACACACAGGACCUGUUUUGGAUGUUGAGUUCCAUCCCAAUGAGUUUCUUUUAGCCAGUGGAAGCACAGACAGGUUAGUCAAGUUUUGGGACCUGGAAAGUUUUCAGCAAGUAUCAUCCACAGAUGGAGAUUCAGGCCCUGUCAGAUGUAUAUACUUUAACCCAAAUGGAGAAUGCCUGUUCUGUGGGGCUCCAGAUGUUCUGAAGGUGUACGGAUGGGAACCAGCUCACACUUUCGACUCUCUGGUGAUAGGUUGGGGAAAGGUUAUCGACUUAGCCACUUCUCAGAACCAACUGAUUGCCGGAACCUUUUCUCUGACCAACGUGUCUGUGUACGUAGUAGAUUUGAAAAGAGUGCAGCCUUUUGGAAUUCCUUCAGCUAGUCAAUCUAAACCUUGCCCUCUACCAGCCUUUUCAAUUGGUAGCCAUGUCAGAAAAAGUUUCAACAAAGGGCGACCAGAUGGCAAACAAACAUCGUCACUUCAACUAAAGGCUGGAGAAAACUCUGACAGCCUCAUUCCUCAGUCAGACUCUGGAGAAGACUUGAAGUCGUGCGCCGAGAUAAAGGAGCAAGGUUACUACGAUGAAAUUUUUCAUCCUUCGAGAGAAUUGUGUCGAACCCCUCCCAAGGCCGAGCCUUUUCCAGCACCCCCUGAGGACCUCAAUCAGAAUAGUAGCAAAGUAAUAAAACCAGCAGAAAAGGCUCCUUUCACAACACCUCUGGAAAAGUCUCCCAGUCCCAUUGUGGAAAGGAAAUUCGAGAGAAAGUCAUCUAUUUCUACCUCGAGUGUGGUUAAUGGCAGUUCUCUGGGGUCUCCUGAUCUCAAUACUACAUAUGAUAUAAUCUCAGAUGUUAUGCCUACAAGUCCUAAGAUUCUGCCAUCUUUCACUCCCACCACAUUAACAAACCCUGUCCGUCCUAUGAAAAAGGCCACAGCUAUGAUAAGACAAACUGGAAGUCCUUCAGAGUCGUCAUCUGUGUCCAUCGUGAGACCCGUGCCUAUAGUGCCUGAAAGAGACAUCCACGUACGCAAGGCAACAGUCUUUCCUGAGCAGCGUUGUGUACCAACUCCCACCUUUUCAAACUUUAACAAUCUAGUUCCUGAUCAACAACCACAGAGAGGGUCAGGGAAUUCUGUAGACUUUGUACCAGACCAACGUGACCGUCCUGCGGGGCUUGAGUUAGAAGAUUUUUUGCCUAGACAUUUGCAGAACAGUCUUCGGAUUGGAGGCCAGACUCAACCAGAGAUGUCGGAGGCUGAAGCUAUGUCUUCCAUCUUUAAGGGCCAUCAGUCGAUGAUCACUGUCCUCCUGCAUCGUCGGAAAAAUCUCCAAAUUAUUUUAGCUCAGUGGACUACCAAGGAACCGAGGUUGGCACUGGAAUCUGCAAUUAGCAUGAAUGACACGGCUCUUAUAGUAGACCUUCUGAAUGUCAUCACAUCAAGGGCGCAACUGUGGAAUCUGGAUAUCUGCCAACUUCUACUGCCCGCUAUUUACGACUUGUUACAGAGUAAUUUUGAAUCUUACAUGUCAGUGGGAUGUUCUAGUCUAAAAUUGAUUCUGAAGAAUUUUGCGAUGGUGAUAAAGACCAACAUAGUAGCACCACCAAGUGUAGGAGUGGAUAUUAAUCGUGAAGAAAGAUACAACAAGUGUGUCAGUUGCUACAAUCAGCUUCUCUCCAUCCGAGCGUUUCUGUUAAAACGACAGACAAUGCAAGGAAAACUUGGCCACUCGUUCAGGGAACUGCACAUGUUGAUGCAAGGCCUGGAAUGAAGUGUUAGUUUGUGUGCAUUACCAGGAUUUUAAAAGCUGAAAAAGUUUUGAAUCAGUAUACAAAAUUAGACCUAUUAUACUAAAGUCACACAUUGAUGUUUAUGUGACUAUAAGUAUAUGCUGAAUGAUGAAGAAUCGGGUGUGGAAUUAUAGAACGAAUAACAUAUUUAUCAUAUCUUCUGUUUUUUGUUUUUUUUUAUAAAAUUUGGAUUUUUUUUUCCAGUAACCUUAAAUUACUGUAAUAACGAAAGCUUUUUUUUUUAUUUAUAAACAUUCUGAAGUUGAAAAUCACUCAGAAUCUGAAUAUUGGUUUUUUUAAAAAAAAAACAAGUUUUCUUUAUCGUCUCUAACCCCUAAUUCUUGAUGGUGUGAGGAACAAGAAGUAUUUUUCUAUACAAGGAUUUCAAAAGUACCAGUUAAAGGUUGUAACUAAAACAUUCCAUUUUUAACUUUUUUUUGUUUGUUCUAGCAGAUGAUGAAUAGUUGUAAUAACAACUAGUAGUCAAGAUACUUUUUUCUAGAAGUAAAUCUUUACCUGAUUUUCACAGAAAGUAAGCUUCAUAUAGAAGUUAGUAUCUGGAGCUCGAACUUUAUAUGAUCAUCAGACUUUCACAGAGAGUAAGCUUCAUAUAGAAGUUAGUAUCUGGAGCUCGAACUUUAUAUGAUCAUCUGACUUUCACAGAGAGUAAGCUUCAUAUAGAAGUUAGUAUCUGGAGCUCGAACUUUAUAUGAUCAUCUGACUUUCACAGAAAGUAAGCUUCGUUUAGAAGUUAGUACCUGGAGCUCAAACUUUACCUGAUUAUGUGAUUUUCACAGAAAGUAAGCUUCGUAUAGAAGUUAGUAUCUGGAGCUCGAACUUUAUAUGAUCAUCUGACUUUCACAGAAAGUAAGCUUCAUUUAGAAGUUAGUAUCUGGAGCUCAAACUUUACCUGAUUAUGUGACUUUUACAGAAAGUAAGCUUCGUUUAGAAGUUAGUAUCUGGAGCUCAAACUUUACCUGAUUAUGUGACUUUUACAGAAAGUAAGCUUCAUUUAGAAGUUAGUAUAACUGCUUUUUCUUGAAGUAAAGAUUGCUUAAACUUAUGCAGAACAUCACCAUACAUAUACUCUACCUUAGAAGACUGAAUAUGAACUUGUAUUGAAAACCUUAUUUCAUGCAUCUUCUUUCUCCUGUGAUGCAUCUUUUAAACUGAUGAAUGAAGUUAUGUCUUGUAACGACAUUGCUUUUCUUACCUUAUAUUCAAAACAGCAACUCUUGAACAGACAUUGAUAACCAUCAGUUUGAUAAUAUGUUAGAUGAUAGAAUUCAUUAGUCAAGAAUAAGAGGAAAUAAAUGGCACUCUUGAAAGAUUUUUACACAGUUAAAUUUAAGUCUUUUUUUUUUUCCUAGUUCAUGCAUUAAAAAGUUUUGAAUUUAAUAAAAUUAAUUUAGAAUAGAAAAUUUAACAUAAAUGAAUUAUUUAAGAAAAUGACUCAUUAUAGUUUUAAAACAAUCCUCAAAUGUAAUAGUGACUACAAGAGUUUUCAGUAAUUUUUUUUUACAUCGUACAUCUUACAAUAGAGUAAAUGGUUAUUAUUCUCAAUAGUAUAUUCUUGACAACAUAGGUUUCAGAUGUUACUCUUUUAUCCAAUAUUUAAGUCUCGUUAAAUGAUAAUCUAAAUAAUUUUUCCCAUUGUUUCCUUUGCAGUCAUUUGCUUAUUUAUUUGAAAUAAGUUCAUUAUAAAUUUAAAUACUUCAGCAAUUUUCCACAGAUAACAUAAUUAUGUUUUAUCUUCAAAACCUGUAAAAUAAAAUAAAUUUAAUUGAAGAGCAGUUGAUACAAUUAAUAUUUAUCAACUAAAUCAAAACAUUUUAACUUAGCUUCAAGAGCUAAGUAAAAACAACUGCCUGUUCAACUAAAAAAAGAAAAACUCGAUAAAAUUGAGGUACUCUUGCAGAAAACAUUAAGAUAAUUAAUGUGCCGUGUAUUAGCCUUGUCAUAGUUUAAGCUUAAUCUUAAUAUUAGAGUUUUAGUAAUAUAAAAAAAGUGCCUUUUUUAAAUAUGUGGCUCCCAAUAUUGUACUGAGAGCACCAUUUACAUGUUUGGUAAUAUGAAAAUGCCAUAUUUUUUUAGAUUUAACAUCCCCAUACAUUGUUAUUACAUUUACCUUUUCUUAAUAGUUUUAAACUUUUGUUUUUGAAGGUUGUAUUGACCCACAGUUGAUGAGUAAAACAGAAUCACUGUUACAUGUAUAAGGUUAAACUGUGCCAUAUUUUUUUUCAAGAGACAAACAUGUUGUCUUGUAUGACUUGGGAUAUCAAAUAUUUGAUAGGUGAGAUUGGAACAAAACAAAUUCUCUUGGUAUGUUGUAUAUUUGUUUCUUAAUUGAUGAGCAAUGAUGUUUUUUAUUCUUUGGUUUCAGAUAACAGCGAAAGAAAAAAACAUUUUAAUUGUAUUUAAUGAGAAUUCACUGUUGUGCCUGUUGCUGUUUAUAUUUUAAGCCUAUGGCUUAUGUUUAAAAUUAAUUUACAAAACUAACUAUUCAAUAAUAUAGAUAUUAAACCAAUAAUUUUCUGGUAAAAUUUGUGGCAGUUGUGACUUCAGCUCAAAGAAACACUAAAGAACUUUGAAGAAAAUUAGAUAUGUUGCUGAUUGAAAAGUAGAAAAAGUAAAUAAUACAAUAGAUUUUGUUUUUUUGCAAGAUUUCUGUUGUUUAUUGUAUUUGUUAUCAGGUUACCAUCACAAAAAAACAUAGUGUUUUAUUGGUUCCUAGCCAUCAAUCUAAUGUUUAAUAUCUAAAGUUAAUGGAAUUCAUACCCGAAAGAACACAUUUAGGAGUAACAUGUUCGAUAAGUAUGAGAAGAAAUUCUUCACUAUGUUAACAAUGAACACUAUUUUUGAGUAUCUUGGACUUUUUUAAACGCUCAUGUUGCCUAGUAAUGCUUGCUCAUAUCGUUAAUUUAUUACCUAGGGCAAUAUUUUUGUGUAUAUUGGCUUGGGUUAUACAAGUUCCUUAAACAACUAGUUAUAGCAGUGGUGCUGAUUUGCAUAACAAUCAAAUGUUUUGUUUAUUAUAAUUUCUUGCUCAUCACUUAACUAAAUCUUUGUGUACUUUAAUGUUGUAUAUAUAUUUUUUUUCUCCAUCCUUUGUUGGUAUCAUUUAGACUUUUUUAGCCAAAUCAAAUAGCAGGACUGAGUGCAUUUUUUUUUGACAUUUUCAUCAAUAAAGUUUUGUGGGUGUACAUGAUAAA
Messenger RNA from Limulus polyphemus (Atlantic horseshoe crab), 5400 nucleotides. Its product is annotated as katanin p80 WD40 repeat-containing subunit B1-like. The record is from RefSeq and is a predicted model, not a curated record. Gene Ontology annotation, biological process: microtubule depolymerization; microtubule severing. Gene Ontology annotation, molecular function: microtubule binding. The coding region runs from base 67 to 2169 and encodes 700 amino acids. The transcript has 17 exons. Lineage: Eukaryota; Metazoa; Arthropoda; Merostomata; Xiphosura; Limulidae. Gene Ontology annotation, cellular component: katanin complex.